Molecule: messenger RNA, 1357 nt
Organism: Lolium rigidum
Lineage: Eukaryota; Viridiplantae; Streptophyta; Magnoliopsida; Poales; Poaceae
Product: serine/threonine-protein kinase 19-like
Exons: 9
Coding region: 421-1245 (274 amino acids)
Biological process (GO): protein phosphorylation
Molecular function (GO): protein serine/threonine kinase activity
Source: RefSeq, a predicted model, not a curated record
UGACAGGUGGUCCCAGUCUUGUAGAGAAUUCCUGUUACACUCACCUGUUCUUCGCGAGACAAAUCCCCAUCGCCGCCGCCGGCUCCGCCCUCGUGUAGGUCGUUGCGCGGUGACGGCCACGCCCGGCUGGAGAGAUCGAGGAGAUAAGGAGGCCGCCGUGUGUAGCCACCGUCGCAACUCCGGUAGUCCGCAAUCACCUCGGGCGGCGAACUAGUCCCGUCAUCCGUCCUGUAGGUGCGCGUCGCCGCCGGCACGGCAGACCAGGCAGAGGCCCUCCGGUUGAGCCCGUUUCCUUUCUCCCAGUGUGAAUUGUGGAAGGAAGCUCCAUGCUACUGAUGCAAAAUAGCUAAUUCGACUCCUGAUUGAAACAGACAUUUGUCCCAGUCGUCUUAAAGCGGAGCAUACAAUCAACAAAGUGAGAUGGCGGAACCAUCAUCAUCACAUUCAUCAUCUCAUGGGAAAAGGAAGCGAGCAUGCUCUCCUAAUGACAGUGCCAGUAGUUCACCAGGCAGAACCAAAAACAGCACAAGCCUUGAGGACAACCUUAUAUUCACUGAUACGUUGAUAGCUCUACAAUUGAUGCGCGCACAAUUCCCAAAGCUAGAGAAGGUUGUGACACAGCCAUUCAUUUUGCAAUCCCAAUUGUAUAGCAGCGUGAAGGACAGGACUCAAGUUGAUAGAGAUUUGGAGUCACUGAAGAAAGACAGAGUACUCCGAUUAUUCAAACUCAGUACUGGUCAGGAUGACCAUGCUAUCAUGUUCAUGGAUGAUUAUCUGAGACAGAUGGAGUUUGCUAUCAGGAGGUCAACGGGUAAAAAACAAGAUGGUAGUGCAGUGUUUGAGUGGUUUGAGAAAUAUGUUCUGCAUUCGAAAUUGGAUGUUAGCAUAAAUCACCUAGAGCUGUGUUCACUGUUAUCAUGUGGGGGUGAUGCAAAAGAUAAACAUAUCACAGUAUUGAUGAAUGCUGGCCUCCUAACACGCCAGCUAAUAGAUCCAAACAUGUACUGGUUUUCUAUUCCAAGUAUUGGUCCAAUCUUGAAAGGCCUAUCCCAGGGGAGGAAGGAAGUUCUUUCAUUACUGAACCGUCGGAAGUACAAGGAGAUGCUAGUGUCUUCCCUGGAGAAGACGAGGUUGAGGUCAUCGCCUCUAGACGUGCGGUUCCACCUCCGCGAUCUUAUCGGGUCUGGUCACAUAAAGACGGUUCAGACACCCACCGGCUUACUUGCUCGUGUAUCAACAGAUUGAUAAUCAAACAGUUUUGGAUCAAUUAAUCUUAGUUUCUCUUCCUUGCUGGGUACUACCCAGCUUUUGUGCUUCUGAUUAUGUUUUAUGUUAUGGCGAUUUUGGCUUCUUUUGA